CUCUCCUCUCUCUCUCUCUCUCCCUCUUAAGUCCAUAAUGACCAAUCAUCAACCUUCCGUAAAUUAACUGAAUGAAUUUUUGUUCCCUGUACAACACAGUUAAACCUUGAUAAAGCUAGAAUCAAGCCUUGAAAUUCUCUGCUUCAGUUUUCCUCUCUCUCUCUCUCUCUCUCUCUCUCUCUCUCUCUCUCUCUAUAUAUAUAUAUAUAUAUAUCCCUUUGCUCUGGCAAUCACUACUGAGAAAAGAAAUGGCGAUCGAGCAAUUUCCCGAUGAACGCCUUGAGCAGUUUCCGGUGGGCAUGCGUGUAUUGGCCGUCGACGACGACCCCACUUGCUUAAUGCUGUUGCAAACCCUGCUCCGUAAAUGCCAGUACCAUGUUACGACGACCAAUCAAGCAAUCACGGCGCUGAAGCUGUUGCGAGAAAACAUAAACAAGUUUGACUUGGUUAUCAGUGAUGUCCAUAUGCCUGACAUGGAUGGUUUCAAGCUGCUCGAGCUUGUGGGCCUUGAGAUGGAUCUACCAGUCAUAAUGUUAUCUGCGAACGGCGAUACCAAGCUUGUGAUGAAGGGUAUCACACAUGGAGCUUGUGAUUAUUUGCUGAAACCUAUCCGAAUUGAGGAGCUAAAGAAUAUCUGGCAACAUGUAGUGAGGAAAAAGAAGGUUGAGUCCAAGGACGAGAACAAUUCUAACAAGCCUUACCAUGAAAGUGAUGGAGGACAAAUGGGGGACUCAUAUCAAAAUGGUAAGUUGAAUAGAAAGCGGAAAGACCAGAAAGAAGAUGAUGGCGAGGAUCAUGCAGACAAUGGAGACAAUAACGAGGAUGCAUCAAUGCAAAAGAAGCCUCGAGUUGUUUGGACAGUGGAUUUGCACCGGAAGUUUGUUGCAACUGUUAAUCAAUUGGGACUUGAAAAGGCUGUACCUAAAAGGAUUCUCGAUAUGAUGAAUGUGGAGACACUCACAAGAGAAAAUGUGGCAAGCCACCUUCAGAAAUACAGGCUUUACCUGAGAAGGAUUAGUAGCAGCCAACAAGCCGAUAUGGUUGUAGCCUUAGGCGGUGCAGAUUCUGUUUAUCUGCGAACGGGUUCUCUCAAUGGAUAUGGAAAUUACAAUGGUUUAGCUGGCUCUGCUCAGUUUCAUGGUCAGUUUCAGAAUGCUGCUGUCAAUUCCUUAUCAUCCAGUGGGAUGCUUGGUAGAUUGAACAGUGCGGCUGGUCUUGGAAUGCGCGGCAUUUCUUCGUCUACCGGGAUGGUUCAAUUGGGUCAUGCAGACAACUUGAGUAAAACCCCUAUAGGUAAUCAGACGAAAUCCCACCCGAUUCUCCUACCUGGGAAUCAAUAUGGGAGUAUACUUCAUGGAAUGCCCGCUUCAUUUGAAUUCGAUCAAGUACAACACAUGGCUGUUGGCUACAUUGGAGAUAUUUCAAAUGCUAAUAAUGUCACAACGGUUUUUCCCAUUUCCCGUAGCAUCUCAGAUAGAGGCACAAACGGUAUAAGCUCAACCAAGAGCUCACUUCUUGGUGGUCCCUACAAUCCCAUGAUUUUACAAGAGCAGCCUCAAAGGAUUGAAAGGAAUCAAGUAUGUGGAAAUCAAUCUUGUGUGACGUUGGCCUCAAAUACGGAAUUUUCUGCGUGUUUACGAGAUUUUGCUAGUUGCAAUGACGGUUUGCCUCCAAAUCUUCCUUCCGAGAUCCAAUCAAAUUCUUUUACAUCGAGUGACACUAUCAAUCAAGAUAUUCCAACUCACUUUGGAAACAAUAAGUCCUCCAUAGCCAUGGUUAAGGGGUGCAAGUCUCCCAAUACUUCUUUCAUCACUACAGUUGGCACUGGUUUUCCUGUUUUGAGAACAGAUUUACAAUCCCAUGCAGCCCCAAGAUUUGGCAGUAAUUCGAAGGAAAAUAUGAGUCAUAACUCAAAUCAAGGGUGCGAUGUCAAGAAAUCUGAUCCAUCCCAUAACCAAAAUCUGAUGUGCACCUCGAUGAACUCUUCGAUCCCUCCUCUCAGUGUUCUGGGUCCAUCCAGCCAGAUGUUGGACUCAAGGAACGCAGUAUGUAAUGGGAAAAAUGAUUAUAUUAUGACUGGACGAACGAAUCCAUUUAAUCCUUUAUCCAUGCAGCAUAACGAGGUAGAACAGUCAGCAAUCGGGACAACAGUAAAGCUGAAGCAAGGACACAUUGUGGAUCAAACAAGACCACAUGAUUGUCAAUCCUAUGAUGAUGUUGGCUGCUUGGAAGAUCUUGUGAGUGCUUUGAUGAAAGAGGAAACCCCAAAAUUGUAGAGGUUAGGCUUCAUGGAGUAGAUUUCAACAUCAAUUCUAGUGAUUAAUACAUCCCUGCAUACAUUAAGGGACUCCACUUGCUCAAAUUUCUACAGGGCGAAGGAAGCCAUAUGCAGGAUUCCUUUGAUACAUAUGUAACUACUCACGCAUUUGUUCAAACUAAAUAAUUAUUCUAAGGUCUCUCUAAACAGCCAAGAGUUCAACUUUUUCCAGUGUAAGAAUGGUUUAUAUCUUCAAACAAGUGAGAAAUUGAGCCAUUCUGAGUAUGGUAGCCAUACAAAAUUAAAUUCAUAAGUGCUACCAAGCACACAAAACUGUUCUUUAAAAACAACACAUUUAGUUUUGGGAAUUAGGUUAAGUUAAAGACUUGCGGGUAAAUCUUGUCGGUUUUUAUAGUGCUAAUGCUGUUUUCUUGAAUUGUCUCCUGUUGUUUCUUCCUAGUAUUAGAUGAAGAGGAUAGAUGCUCCAAUGUUUGGCCACUUAAGUUGUAAUUGCAAAUUUACCGUCUUUUCAGAGCCCUUGUUUUGCUUUUCAUUGUAUUACAGACCCUAUGAUUGGAAUUUUGGGAUAUUUACCUCAUGUACAAUGUUAGUAGGUUCUUUUUAUUUCCUUAAGAUAUUUGUAUAUGCCCUGCCUUAAGUUGCUUAUGGCAUUUGAGAUUACACUUUUCAACCCAUCGUCGUAACUGUUACAAACAUUUCAUUCUUUGGUCCAAACCCAUAGUAUCAUGCUCUCCGAGAAAAAGAUGCUUCUUGCCAGUGCUUUCCAUUUUUGUUCUUCAACCAAA
Rhododendron vialii is the source of this 3063-nucleotide messenger RNA. Its product is annotated as two-component response regulator ARR12-like. Gene Ontology annotation, biological process: cytokinin-activated signaling pathway; phosphorelay signal transduction system. The transcript is spliced from 6 exons. NCBI's taxonomy places the organism in Eukaryota, Viridiplantae, Streptophyta, Magnoliopsida, Ericales, Ericaceae. Gene Ontology annotation, molecular function: DNA binding; DNA-binding transcription factor activity. The coding region runs from base 249 to 2276 and encodes 675 amino acids. The record is from RefSeq and is a predicted model, not a curated record.